AUGUCCGAAGUCCCCAACAACUCAUUGGCAGCGCCUCAGUUUACAUCCAAGACCAUAUUUGGCACUAUCACCAAAUUUGAGGACGUCCAGGAUAGAAUCAUCAACACUGAGCACUUCCUGCAGGCAUGCACAGAUAUCACUGGCAUUUUGGAUCAUCUUGGGACAAGUUUUACACUGGCUAAAAAAGACAUGCUCGGAAAUAUCAAGAGAAUUAACGAGCACUAUAAAAAGGAUGUAGCUCAGUUUGCAACAUUGAAUGUGAUACUGGAGGCGGAGUCUCAUAUGGACAAGAAGCCAUCCAACUUGGCACUUGGUGUUAUAUGGCUGAAAAGGGCUUUAGAAUUUCUGCGAGCUUUCAUUUCUGGCCUUUCGACCGAACACCACAACAGGGUCGAGGAGGAGAACCUAAGGCAGACGGUGCUACAGGCUUACGAGGGAACUCUGCAGCCUUACCAUGGUUUAAUGACCCAGUUCUUGUUCACAAAUAUUUCUCGUCUGGUGCCUUACAGACGGAACCUUCUCAAGACUCUGAUGCUGGACCCGACUGCUUCUGUGGAUAUGGUUAUUUCCGACAUAGACUUAUACCUGGUGAACUUUUCUGCCACCCUGAAGUUGUUGGAGGAGCUGCUCACCCAGUACGGCCUGACCACAGAAGACAAGGUUUGA
Candidula unifasciata is the source of this 666-nucleotide messenger RNA. The record is from the annotation of a GenBank genome assembly. Lineage: Eukaryota; Metazoa; Mollusca; Gastropoda; Stylommatophora; Geomitridae.